Messenger RNA from Colletotrichum scovillei, 2477 nucleotides. Its product is annotated as aldehyde dehydrogenase. Bases 418 to 2013 code for a protein of 531 amino acids. Lineage: Eukaryota; Fungi; Ascomycota; Sordariomycetes; Glomerellales; Glomerellaceae. Gene Ontology annotation, cellular component: cytoplasm. The record is from RefSeq and is a predicted model, not a curated record. Gene Ontology annotation, biological process: aldehyde metabolic process. The transcript is spliced from 2 exons. Gene Ontology annotation, molecular function: aldehyde dehydrogenase (NAD+) activity.
CCGGAAGUCCCUGCCCGCACAUUCAAGGUGCCUCUCUACCUUGCUACACGGUACCUCACUUCGCGUACGUACUAAGGUACCUAUCCAUUACACCCACGCGACACGGAGGCCGAGCACACGGUGGAGCUCUGUCGCAUCCAUCACUUUUCCCCUACAAAGCUACCGACGCCCUCUGCAUCGGCUUGGCUGCUGAUAUUUGCUACUCGGACUACAUAAGUCGAGGCAACCCUUACAACUCUAUCUACCACCACCAACACCACCUCCUCUUCUUUUCCGCGACCCCGAAUCCCGACCAUUGCCAACUUCCCCUCACGAACCUCUCCUCUCCCUAGGUCCGGUUCAUCGCAACAAAGGAAGUCCAGGAAAGCAGCACCGUCCCUUACACACUGAAGAACCGCACAUCUCAACGCCAUCAAAAUGUCGCUCGCAACCGACACAAAGAUCGCCGAGUUCACUCACACCUCAACCGACGACAUCUACCGCCUCACAGACACCAUCCGCGCUACCUUCCGCUCUAACAAGACCAAGGAUCUCAAGUACCGCACUCUCCAGCUCCGUAAGCUCUACUGGGCCAUCAAGGACUAUUCCCCACAGCUCUGCGAUGCCCUGCGCAAGGACCUGAGGAAGUGCAAGCACGAGGCUGUCCUCUCCGAGGUUGACUGGUGCGCCAAUGACUGCCUCUACAUGCUCAAGAACCUCAGCAAGUUCGCCGCCGAGGAGAAGUGCGAGGAUGUGCCUCUCACCUACGCCGCUUUGAAGCCGCGCAUCCGCAAGGAGCCCCUGGGCAUGGUUCUCGUCAUCGGCGCCUUCAACUUCCCCGUCCAGUUGACUCUUCUUCCCAUCAUCGGCGCCAUCGCCGCCGGCUGCACCGCCGUCCUGAAGCCUUCCGAGAGCGCCCCGGCCACUGCCAUGGUUUUGACCAAGAUUUUCGAGGUUGCUCUUGACCCAAAGGCCUACACCGUCAUCAACGGUGCCGUCCAGGAGACUCAGGCUCUUCUCGACGUCAAGUGGGACAAGAUCAUGUACACGGGCAGCACUGCCGUCGGCAAGAUCAUCUCCAAGAAGGCCGCCGAGACCCUCACGCCCGUCACCCUCGAAUUGGGUGGUCUGAACCCGGCUUUCGUCACCAAGAACGCCAACGUCAAGCUCGCCGCUCGCCGUCUCAUGUGGUCAAAGUGCCUCAACGCCGGCCAGGUCUGCAUUUCUCAGAACUAUAUCCUGGCUGACCGUGCCAUCGUCGAGGAACUCAUCCAGGGCCUCAACGCUACUUACAAGGAGUUCUUCCCCAGCGGCGCCAAGAACAGCCCUGACUUCUCUCGUAUCGUCAACAAGAAGUCUUUCCAGCGCAUCAAGAAGAUGAUUGACGAGACAAACGGAAAGAUUGUCAUGGGUGGUGGGUUGGACGAGGACCAGCUCUACAUUGAGCCUACCGCCGUGCUGGUCGAUUCCAUGCUCGACUCCGUCAUGAAGGAUGAGUCUUUCGGUCCAGUUUUCGCCAUCAUGCCUUAUGAUACCCUCGACGACGCAAUCAACAUUGCGAACCAGGUAUACAGGACGCCUCUGGCGCUCUUCGCUUUUGGCAAUGAUCAGGAGAGCAAGCGAAUCCUCAACGAGGUGACUUCUGGCGGUGCCACCAUCAACGACGGCUUCUUCCAUGCCUCCAUGUCGACUGUCCCCUUCGGCGGCGUCGGUGAUUCCGGCACGGGCAACUACCGCGGUCGCGCGUCCUUUGACGCCUUCACCCACCGCCGCUCCGUCGCGCAGACUCCCACGUGGUUGGAGAAGUUCAUCCGUGUCCGUUACAUGCCGUACUCCCCUAAGGAGCUCAAGCGCCUCCAGGGCAUGACAAAUGACAAGCCCGACUUUGACCGCAAUGGUAUUCAGGUCCGCGGGCUUGGUUACUGGGUCAAGUUGGUCUUGGGGCUCGGCGCGAAAGGUGCUACAGGUGCGUUGUUGAGAUGGGUCUUGGCCCUGGUAAGUAUGUACACCCUAACCCAGCGAAGGCGUUCUUAGGACUUUGAUCGGAUGAAGUUAUGGGUUGCAAGAAUGAGUUUCAAACACAAAGAGCGUUUAUCACACUUCACCUCCGCUGUUUCGUCUCUCUGGUACCCAAACACACUUUCCCAAGUGCGAUUGUCACUGUGUUUUUUUCUUACCAAAAAAAAACCACAACCUCACCACAACACAUGCCCUCGCGCACCCUUUUUCUUUUGAUUGUAAGUUUAGUCCCCCUUCAGAUAUGACCGGCCUUGGAGAGAUAUUGGGGGGCAUGCGAAAGAAAAAGUUUCGACUUGUCGUUGGACACACUCGCUUGGAGUGAAGGGACUCAUGUUGCUGGGAUGAAAAUAGGGGGUGUGAAUGUAAGGCUUAGAGAAGCCUUGGUCCUAUCCCUCAUCUCAGACACAGUCUGACGGUACUGUGCUAUAUACCAUUUCCUAUACGUUAUGCGAUAGUAAUGUGAAGAAGGCAAAAAGGAU